AUUUAAGACUCCCCCCUCCACGGCUCCACCCCAGAAGAAGAGAAGAAGGGGAGACUGAAGAGGGGCGGCUCGUGCAGUGAAGUGCAGUCUGGUUUGGUUGCUCUGAUUCUGGGCCGCGUCAAUGCCGCCCUCAGCUCAACCGAAACCAAGAGCCAUGGAACAAGGAGGAGAGCUCGAGCCCAGCACCCCGAGAUCAACCACCCCCACUGCCGGCACCACAGGGGAGGUACUGCUUGACAAGUACAAGCUCGGCCGCCUCCUUGGCCGCGGCAGUUUUGCAAAAGUCUACCACGCUCGGCGUCUCGCUGACAACACAGAUGUGGCCAUCAAGGUUAUUCAGAAAACCCAAGUAGCCAACACUGCAAUGGAACCCCGCAUCAUCCAUGAAGUUUCGGCAAUGCGUCGCCUGCGACAUUCGAACAUAAUUCAAAUUCACGAAGUCAUGGCAACCAAGUCCAAGAUCUACCUAGUGAUGGAGUACGCUAGAGGUGGCGAACUUCUCACCAAGAUCUACCGGCGAGGUCGCCUGACCGAACCCGUGGCGCGCCACUACUUCCAACAGCUCGUCUCGGCUCUCCACUUCUGCCACAGCCAUGGCAUAGCCCAUCGUGACGUAAAGCCUCAAAAUCUCCUACUAGACCACAAAGGGAACCUCAAGGUCUCUGACUUCGGCCUUUCUGCUCUCCCGGAACAACUAAAAGAUGGGCUUCUUCACACGGCUUGCGGCACGCCUGCCUACACCGCGCCCGAGGUGCUUGGUCGUAAGGCUUACGACGGGGCCAAGGCCGACGCUUGGUCUUGUGGGGUGAUUCUCUUCGUGUUCCUUGCUGGGUUCAUGCCAUUUGAUGACGCCAAUCUGGCCGUCAUGUACCGUAAGAUCCACCAUAGGGAGUACCAGUUCCCUUCGUGGUUCUCCAAGCCAAUUCGGUGGAUAAUAAGCCGUCUCCUUGAUCCGAAUCCAGAGACUCGGCUCAGUAUUCCAGCACUCAUGGAGGUUGCUUGGUUCAAAAAAUCGCUUCGCGAUCCAUCAGAUGGGCACAUCAAUCCUUUUGAUUUAGAUCUUUUGGCGUUGCCGAAAGACGCUAAAUUUAAUACGACUAAUAUGAAUGUUCGCACCGUGAUGAAUGCUUUUGAUAUAAUCUCGCUGUCGUCGGGUUUAGAUUUGUCUGGGCUCUUCGAAGCAGGAAGAAAGAGCACGAAAAGAUUCACGUCGAUGGCAUCGUCGGCAGAGAAUAUCGUGGAGAGGGUGACGGAAAUUGGGAAGAAUUUGGGGUACGUGGUUCAGAAAAGUAAGUGUGGAGUUGUGGGGUUGGGGAAGGGAAGGUUGGUGAUGUUAGUUGAAGUGCUGGAAGUGACCGAUUCAUUGUUUUUGGUAGAAAUGAAAGACAUUAGUGGGGAGGGGGCAAAAGUUGAGGAAGCCCAGUGGAGAGACAUGAAAGCUGAGCUCCAAGACAUAGCUUUGGCCUGGCACGACGAUGGUGUCUCUGAGCUCUGAAGAACAAGUAAUUUGCAUAGGUUUGGUGGUUUUUCUGCAACGAUUUUGAGGUUGGCCUUUGGUGAAAAAAGUGGGUGUUUGGCAAAGUUGUACAUACUUGAGCAUGUUAGUCUUAGCUUAGGUGAAUAAUUAAUUUCAAUCUCCUACUAUUAGCAACCGGAUUUCUUCUGUGAUGGCUUUAUUGAUCUUUGUAAAUAUGUGUUUUCGUCUGUAUUAUAGUUGAACAAGAGAGUUUGUUUGUUUGUUUUCA
Molecule: messenger RNA, 1745 nt
Organism: Nelumbo nucifera (sacred lotus)
Lineage: Eukaryota; Viridiplantae; Streptophyta; Magnoliopsida; Proteales; Nelumbonaceae
Gene: CIPK7
Product: CBL-interacting protein kinase 7
Biological process (GO): protein phosphorylation; signal transduction
Molecular function (GO): protein serine/threonine kinase activity; ATP binding
Source: RefSeq, a predicted model, not a curated record